Messenger RNA from Trichoderma harzianum CBS 226.95, 1270 nucleotides. RefSeq lists its product as hypothetical. NCBI's taxonomy places the organism in Eukaryota, Fungi, Ascomycota, Sordariomycetes, Hypocreales, Hypocreaceae. The coding region runs from base 88 to 1011 and encodes 307 amino acids. The transcript has a single exon. The record is from RefSeq and is a predicted model, not a curated record. Gene Ontology annotation, molecular function: protein binding.
GGGUUGCAGGCUUAUAUUCCCUCUGCAUGCCUUGUCUUGCAUGAUAUUAUCGAGAUCAAUCUUGUCGACAAAUCUCUCUAGCCCGCCAUGAUCGUCCUUCCUAGACCUACUAUGACUCCGAAUCUAGGAGGCCCUAGUGCUCACAACACAGCUUUUGAAUCUUCUACCUCACGAUUCAUCCACCACUAUCAUCAUCCUUACAUCAACCAUCAACACCAACAUCAACCUCUACAUCAACAUCAGCCCCUGCAGCAACCUCACAGCCCCCAUCACCACAGUCCAUCGCCUGAGAUGAACCAUCAACCUCUGCACAGUUACCCGCCUCAAAGGCAAACCCAACCGCUCCAGCAGCAGCAACAACUCCAGUUCCAGCACCAGCACCAACAGUAUCAUUCCCCGCAACUUCAUCCAUCCUCUCACCAUCGGCAACAUUCACGAACCAUGCCGUCCCUCAUCGAACGUUUACCGCAAGAGCUUCAGAGACUUGUCUUUUCUCACCUGGACUACCAAACCCUCAUCUACCUGUCCACCAUGAACCGAUACUUUCAUCAAACCAUAAACCCCCAGAGGAUGGCUGAUCCAGCAGACAAGGCACAGUUCGUCAUGAGAGCAGCGAAAGACUUUGCACAGCACCGUCCUAGCGAAAAGGGGCAUGACUACAAGCCUGGCAACUUCGAGUGUUACAUCUGCUUUCGUGUGCGGUCGCCGGAGCACUUUGACAUGCUGCAGCCCCAGUCCAUCUACGUCGAUGCCCAUGGACACGCAAUCCGUGAUCGAGAGCCAGACUCGCGGUCGGAUAGACUCGUCAUGCUUCGACGGUUCUGCAUCUCCUGCGGUGUGGAGACCGGGAUACACGCUCCUUUUGACUGUCUUACUACAAGGACGGGACGGGACCUCUGGGUCUGCAGGUGCAGGAAAGUCUGGUCCAAGCCUGGCUGCCUGCGUUGUCCCGACUGUCAGGGAGACUGCCCUCUUCGACCGAGGAGGAAGCUGGGCGUGGACCGUGUGUGAUUUUGCAUUUAUCGGUCGCGGCUCGAGUGGUACUCGAUCAGGUUAUCGAAGUCAUUCAUUGGUGUUGGAGUCAGGUACAUCAACAGCCCUCGGCGUUUGGGCAUAAUAACAAAGAGCGUGGAUGGGAUCUUGGACAAGACAUAAUUACGGCCUAGCGGACUGGGACCCGGAAGGGUAGCAUCGUCACACAAGACGGGAAUGGGCACAAGGAGAAACCAUGCAUUGCUGGCGUCAACGGAGGGGGUAAAGGGUUAUUGGG